This is a messenger RNA of Hibiscus syriacus, 1213 nucleotides long. Its product is annotated as dehydrodolichyl diphosphate synthase complex subunit NUS1-like. The transcript is spliced from 8 exons. The record is from RefSeq and is a predicted model, not a curated record. Gene Ontology annotation, molecular function: ditrans,polycis-polyprenyl diphosphate synthase [(2E,6E)-farnesyl diphosphate specific] activity. Lineage: Eukaryota; Viridiplantae; Streptophyta; Magnoliopsida; Malvales; Malvaceae. Gene Ontology annotation, cellular component: endoplasmic reticulum membrane; dehydrodolichyl diphosphate synthase complex. The coding region runs from base 242 to 1009 and encodes 255 amino acids.
CCCAAAAAAAAACGCAAAAACGGUGUUUUUCUUGUUCACUCAUUCACACGUUCUCUUCACUAGCUAGUCACGUUUUGAAGCUGCUUCCUCUCUUCUUUCCAUCCUCUUUUCAAUCUCCAAAAAGUUAGCUUUUUUUACCUGUUGAUUUUGCUUUUAGGGUUCCCCAAUUCUCGAAUUCCUUUUGCUGGAAGAUCGAAGCUCAUAUUCAGCUAAACCCCACAGCACCGUUGCUUAUAGAUCAAUGGAUUUCUCAAGGAAAAAGCGGAUGUUGCGAUUUUGGACUGAUAAAAUUGGAAAUAUUCUACUUCGAAUGUCUUGGCAUCUCCUACAUGCUAUUAUCUACUUAUGCUACUUCACUACGGGCAUGGUGCAUGCACUUGAAAGCCAUCUUAUUUCGCGGGGAUUACUGAGGAGAUACAAGUCCCUUCAUAUAUCCAAGAUCAACUAUCUGGCUAUUGUGAUAGAAAGUGAAGAUGCUUGCCGAACUUCAAAUGUUAUUCAGCUUUUGCAAUGGGUGGUAGCUCUUGGUAUCAACCAUAUUUGCCUUUACGAUAACGAAGGUAUACUGAAGAAAUCAAAAGACUUAAUCUUGGAUAAAUUCGAUGGUGCAAUAUUGUUUCAGGAUACUCAUGAAGAUAACAUUUUACUAGACCAACCAUGUAUGACUCUGGAGUUUGUAUCAUUUUCUGAUGGGAAAGAAGCGGUCGCAAGAGCAGCCAAUGUACUUCUUAUGAAGUACAUAAAAUCAGGUGCCACUGGCUCAAAUCAGGGAGAACAAAUCUUCACUGACUCUCAAAUGAGCGAGGCACUCAAAACUGUUGGCAGUGGAGGGCCGGAACCUGAUCUGAUAUUGAUAUAUGGACCUGCCAGGUGCCACUUAGGUUUCCCUGCAUGGAGAAUGCGAUAUACUGAGAUUCAACAUAUGGGACCCUUGAAGUCUAUGGAAUACGGGUCACUAAUUAAGGCAAUUUACAGAUUCACAACGGUGCGGCAAAACUAUGGCAAAUGAGGUGGUGCAAUGGGAGAUCAUGUUCCUGGAUCAGUUGAAUUGCAUGCUAUACAUAGAAUAAAUGCUACAGUUUGAAGUUUAUAAAUCAAUGGCUAAUAAUUUCCUGGACAGAACAACUCUGUAUCCCUGUGUAUUUAUUAAUUACAAACAAUAUUAACUCUUAUUAUGUGUAGAUCACCAAAUCUGGUGAUUAUAUGGCAACAA